Molecule: messenger RNA, 962 nt
Organism: Drosophila navojoa
Lineage: Eukaryota; Metazoa; Arthropoda; Insecta; Diptera; Drosophilidae
Gene: Der-1
Product: derlin 1
Source: RefSeq, a predicted model, not a curated record
ACUGUUGUAUAAAGACACGUAAAUCAACAAUUGGAAGUGAAAGACUGUUUUGCAAAUUCAAAGACAUUGUAUAUUAAUAUUAAGGACGAUGGACGCUGGGACAUGGUACCAUUCAUUGCCUCGCUUUACACGGUACUGGCUAACAGCCACAGUUGGCAUGAGCCUGCUCUGCAGAUUCGGUCUGCUGCCAAUGGAAUAUAUGUACCUAUCCCGUGAGCUGGUGCUGACCCGGUUACAGCUGUGGCGAUGCAUCACCUCCCUGUUCGUGUUUCCACUGAGCGGAGCGACAGGCUUCCACUUUCUGAUCAACUGCUACUUCAUAACGCAGUACAGCAAGAAUCUGGAAAAGGAUCAAUAUGCGAGAAGCCCCUCCGACUACCUAUAUCUAUUGAUAAUCACUGCAGUGCUCGCCAAUCUCGGCGGCAUGUUAUUCAACGUAUACUUUCUGAUGGACAUGCUGGUCGUUGCAAUCACCUACAUUUGGUGCCAACUGAACAAGGAGGUCAUUGUUAGCUUCUGGUUCGGCAGUCGCUUCAAGGCCAUGUACCUACCCUGGGUGCUAGCCGGCAUUGAGCUAGUUUUCCACGGCUCUUUGGCCUCACUGGUGGGCAUAUUCAACGGACACGUUUAUUAUUUCCUCAAAUUCCAAUACCCACAGGAGCUGGGCGGCAAUGCAUUUCUCGAGACACCCGAAUUUUUAAAACGUAUUGCUCCGGACGUAUCUGGUGGCAUUAGCGGCUUUGGUAUUCCACCGGAGAGCAGAGCACCUCCACGUCAAGCGGCCAACUCAGCCUGGGGUCAUGGCACGGCCUUGGGACGCAACUGAAAAAUUUAUUCAUAAGUUUAGUUAACGUACUAUCUUUCUAUCGGUCUAUACAAAUGAUCUAUAUACUAAAAAGUAAAAGCUCGAUCAAUCCCUGUCAAAACUCAUCCUAUACCUAAUCUUGAGUUUGGCAUCUUUU